This is a messenger RNA of Trichobilharzia szidati, 2625 nucleotides long. NCBI's taxonomy places the organism in Eukaryota, Metazoa, Platyhelminthes, Trematoda, Strigeidida, Schistosomatidae. The record is from the annotation of a GenBank genome assembly.
AUUGCGUAUCCCAGCAAUAGGAGGCCACUAUUUCAAACUGUGAGGCGAAUCAUUCUUUUUGCCUGCUUGCCACACUAUAGCAGCAGGUUUGUGUUGCAGGCUUUAGGGCUUGUAACACGGAGAUAACACAGGCUCAAUUAGUGUUUCUGAAUUACGGAUUUAUUUGAAACUCUUUUCAGAAAUAUGAGUGCUUUGGUAAAGUUGGAGGAAACUCAAAUCACGAAUGAAUCAGCCAACAAUGCCCAACAAGAUGGUGAACCUUCACGUAUCACCAAUGUACGCGGUGAAUGGAACGAUAAGAUAGAAUUUUUUCUGACAUGUGUGGGUUAUGCUGUUGGUCUGGGAAACGUUUGGAGAUUUCCAUAUUUAUGUUUUAAAAAUGGAGGAGGUGCAUUUCUCAUACCUUAUACUUGUAUGUUAGCCUUUCUUGGAUUACCGUUGUUUUUCCUUGAACUUGCUUUUGGUCAAUUCGCCAGUCUGGGCCCUAUAUCUGUGUGGAGUAUCAGUCCUUUGUUUAAAGGCAUUGGUUAUUCUAUGGUGUUUUUAUCAUGGUUGUUAAACAUAUACUAUCAAAUUAUAUUAGUGCAUUGCUUCUAUUACUUCUGUGUCAGUUUUACAAGUACACUACCGUGGAAAUUUUGUAAUCCAUCAUGGAGUUCACCUCUAUGCAUUGAUUCACUUUCUGGUAAUCUAACUAAUACUACAAAGGCGAAAUCCCCAACAGAAGAAUAUUACAACAAUCGCGUUCUUAAACUGUCAUCUGGUUUCGAGGAUUUUGGACAACCAAGUUGGGAAUUAGCAUUAUUACUGUUCUGUGCGUGGACUAUAUGUGCACUUGCUGUGAUCAAAGGAGUUCAGUCAUUGGGCAAAGUGUCCUAUGUCACAGGCCUCUUCCCAUAUUUGAUGUUAAGCAUCCUUCUUGUCCGGGGUAUUCUUCUUCCCGGUUCCGGAACAGGAGUGUUGUUUUAUCUAACACCUGAUUUCUCACGUUUAUCUGAUCCUAAAGUAUGGACAGACGCCGCAACACAAAUCUUCUUCUCUCUAGGCUGUUGUAAUGGUGGUCUGAUUACAGUUUCAAGUUAUAAUAAAUUCAAGAACAACUGUUGCAGGGAUGCGGUGUUAGUCGCUGUGAUUAACUGUGCAACAUCUGUUUAUGCGGGAUUUGUUAUCUUUACAAACCUAGGCUUUAUGGCUUAUAAAAAAAAUACUACAGUCGCCGCUGUUGCUUCAGGUGGUCCGGGACUUGCUUUCGUUGUCUAUCCUGAAGCGCUAACACAUAUGCCACUUUCUAGUCUAUGGUCAGUUUUAUUCUUCCUGAUGAUGAUGACACUUGGUUUUGGUUCACAAUUCUCAAUUUUGGAGACAACACUUUCUGGUGUACAAGAUGAACUAAGAAAAUAUGGGUUUAAUUUAACAGAGAAACGCAAAAUGCUGUUCCGGAUUUCAGUGUGCUUAUUCGAUUGCAUGAUGGGACUACCAAUGGUGUGUGCUGGUGGCUAUUACCUAUUGACAAUAUACGAUACAGUAAUGAGUAAUUAUGGUCCUUUGGUUGUCGCAUUUUUUGAAUCAUCUGUCAUCGCUUAUGUGUAUGGUUUGAAACAAUUUCGACGUGAUAUUGAAAUGAUGAUCAACGAAAGACCUAAUUGGUACUGGAAAGUAUGCUGGGGAUUCUUUGCUCCAAUGAUAGCCCUCUUUCUAACGAUAUCUGCAAUGGUUAAAAGACCUGUAAUGGCAGAAUUUGGUUACGUUUUCCCGUCAUGGACUUAUGUGCUUUAUGAUUUCCUAUCUUGUGUUCCUUUUAUGCUAAUUGUUGGCAGCUUCUUAUAUGGUUAUUGCAGUGAAGGUGGAUUCCUUUUAUUAAAAGAAUUCUUGAAACCUGUACACGAAUGGGGGCCGGCUGACAGAAGCCAUCGAGCAGAAUUUAUAUCACUGUUAAGAGCACAUGCAUCCCAGAGGAUUGAAGAAGGUAGACAAGCUGCUAUACAGGGACCUGUAAGCCAUGCCAGUCAACUACGAAUGACGAGUUCACUAGACGAUUCAGUUAAAAGUGGUUUAACCGCUGCCGGUAUAAUACCUGACACGAAUUUCUUUCAAAGUAAACUGAAUGUUGCCGAGAAAUUUACAGAGGCUCAUACCAAGGAAGUCGUUAAACGAGUGACUAGUAACAAUGAUAUUAGUCCUGCUGAUGCUGCAGCUGCUCUAUCGGCAAGUCAAACGGCAUUGGCUGCUGCUGUACUCAAUAAGCUAAACCAGCCUUCCAAAUCUCACUCAAGUGAUAUAAAAAUGCCUGAACAAUUUACCUCGUCUAGUGGUCAGCAAGGGACUGGAAAAACGUCUAAAACAAACAAAAAGUAAAAACAACAAAAACCAUCAACACCAGAAAAUAUUUUUUUUGUACAGUUAUCCAAGAAGAAGAUAGUAACACCACCAGCAGAGAAAACUAACCAACUAUUUUCGAACAGAGAAGUGAAAAUGGUUUUUUCCAUGUUUACUUCUAAAUAACUUUUGUUUUCGUUUAUUGUAUUGCUCAGAAAAGAAUGAGGUUUUAUUUGAUUUUACAUAAAUGGUAGUUUUUUUCCUAACCAGUUGUCUGUUGUUUUCAUUAUCUAAUUAUUAUGUUGUAAC